AAAAUUUGUUAAAAAGCAACAGGGUUUCUGGGAUUUAUAUCACUAAGAUAAUAUCGAUGAAAAGAUAAAGCUCUAAUCAUGUUCUUCGCGACUAAUAUCGUUCGUAUUGGAUUAUGUGGAGCAAUCGUGUUUGUAUUUUUAACAGUUGUCGAUGCUGGGCGCUUCAAGUGGACAAAUCUGAAAACGAAAAAAGGGAGACCCAAUGUCCAAUCGGUUUUAAAUACCGACAAUGAAUAUGGUUUAUUUGGGUCAAUCAACCCUAAACGGCGCAUGCGCAGGACUGAUGACGAUUAUGUUGAAAUGCUAACACGUAAGCUUAGAUAUCCGAUUGACAACAUGAUGGGGAAAGGAAAUGAAGAUAGUAACCAUGAUGAAUUGAAAGAUACAUUUGCUUAUUAUUUAGCUGAAGAUACGACAAAUCGAAAGUCAGACAAAGGAAAGACGGACGGUAAAAACAGAUCAUCCAGUAAAGAUAACUCAGCAAGCAAAGGAAAGUCGAGCAAAGAAAAGUCGGACAGUUCAAGCAAAUCAGCCAGUAAAGAAAACUCAGCAAGCAAAGGAACAUCAUCAAAGAAAGCAAAAUCACGCAGUAAAAGCAAACCAGUGAGCAGUGGAAAGUCUAGCAAAGAAAAAUCAACAUCAACAAGUCAAUCAGCGAGCGAAGAAAUACUUUUACUAACUCCAACAUCAACAAUUCCAAUGCCAACAGCUACAUCGCCUACUAGUGCGCCAACUACUGUCGAGCCGACAGGGGCAUCACCAACAACUACAGAACCAAUAGUUGUUACCGCACAGAUAAAUAAGGAGUUGGAAUCAUCUCUAAUGUUAUUACGACUGUUUGGAUUGAUCAAGAGAAAUUUUCCAGAACCCAAAGCUAAUAGACUAAAUAAACGUAGUGAAGAUAGUACUGAGAAUACACAAUACACAAACCCAUACACGUCUGUUUAUGAAGGUAAUCAGGUCUCCACGCCUGAUAUUUGGCAGUACAUUACUAAUAAGUGGAAUAUGGACUCCUAUCAGGUCGUCUUCACAAAGAUGCUAUUUGAUAUCUUGAGAGAAUAUCCCAACGCAUUCGAACGUAAUUUGCCUCCAAGCUACAUGCAGCGUCCUCUUAUGGAUAAGUUGAUGAUCGAUUCUGCUGACUUCUAUGGCGCCACUGAGUUUGAUGGGUUUAGUAUGGAUGACCACUGGUGGAAUCUGGUGGAAGCGGCAUACUUCGCAACCAUCGAUCUGACAGAAGAUGGCGAAAAUGAAGUAUUAUCUAGAAAGAAAAGGGGUAAAAAAGGUAAUGCUAAGUCAGCGAGCAAAAGUAAAUCUUCAAGCAAGGAGAAAUCGGUGAAGCAAGCCAGCCAAGGAAAGUCUAACAAGUCGGGGGUGUCUAACAAGUCAGGAAAGUCUAACAAGUCGCAAAAGUCGAAGAGUGGAACAAAAUCAGCAAGUAAGGAAACGUCAACCAUCAAAAGCGAGUCUAAUAAGUCGAAAAAAUCGAACAUCGAAAGCAAAUCAACCAGUAAAGAAAAGUCAUCUCAGAAAUCAAAAUCUGGUGGUAAAAGCAAAUCAGCAAGCAAAGGAAAGUACAGCAAAGAAAGCCCAGAGGAUGAAAGUAAAUCAACAAGUAAAGAAAAAACAGCAAGCAAAGAAAAGUCAUCUCAGAAAUCAAAAUCUGGCGGUAAAAGCAAAUCAGCAAGCAAAGGGAAGUACAGCAAAGAAAGCCCAGAUGAUGAAAGUAAAUCGGCAAGUAAAGAAGUGACAGCAAGCAAAGAAAGGUCAUCUCAGGAAUCAAAAUCUAGCGGUAAAAGCAAAUCAGCAAGCAAAGGAAAGGACAGCAAAGAAAGUUCAGAGGAUGAAAGUAAAUCAGCAAGUAAAGAAGAAACAGCAAGCAAAGAAAGGUCAUCUCAGAAAUCAAAAUCUGGUGGUAAAAGCAAAUCAGCAAGCAAAGGAAAGUACAGCAAAGAAAGCCCAGAGGAUGAAAGUAAAUCAGCAAGUAAAGAAGAAACAGCAAGCAAAGAAAGGUCAUCUCAGAAAUCAAAAUCUGGCGGUAAAAGCAAAUCAGCAAGCAAAGGAAAGUACAGCAAAGAAAGCCCAGAGAAUGAAAGUAAAUCAGCAAGUAAAGAGGAAAUAGCGAGCAAAGAAAAGUCAUCUCAGAAAUCAAAAUCUGGUGGUAAAAGCAAAUCAGCAAGCAAAGGAAAAUACAGCAAAGAAAGCCCAGAAGAUGAAAGUAAAUCAGCAAGUAAAGAAGAAACAGCAAGCAAAGAAAAGUCAUCAAAGAAAUCAAAAUCUGGCGGUAAAAGCAAAUCAGCAAGCAAAGGAAAGUACAGCAAAGAAAGUUCAGAGAAUGAAAGUAAAUCAGCAAGUAAAGAAGAAACAGCAAGCAAAGAAAAGUCAUCAAAUAAAUCUAAAUCUGGCGGUAAAAGCAAAUCAGCAAGCAAAGGAAAGUACAGCAAAGAAAGCCUAAAGGAUGAAAGUAAAUCGGCAAGUAAAGAAGCACUAACAAGUAAAGGAAAGUCAUCAAAGAAAUCAAAAUCUGGCGGUAAAAGCAAGUCAGCAAGCAAAGAAAAGGACAGCAAAGAAAGUUCAGAGAAUGAAAGUGGAUCAGCAAGUAAAGAAGAAACAGCAAGCAAAGAAAAGUCAUCAAAGAAAUCAAAAUCUGGUGGUAAAAGCAAAUCAGCAAGCAAAGGAAAGGACAGCAAAGAAGGUUCAGAGAAUGAAAGUGGAUCAGCAAGUAAAGAAGAAACAGCAAGCAAAGAAAAGUCAUCAAAGAAAUCAAAAUCUGGCGGUAAAAGCAAAUCAGCAAGCAAAGGAAAGGACAGCAAAGAAAGUUCAGAGGAUGAAAGUAAAUCAGCAAGUAAAGAAGAAACAGCAAGCAAAAAAAAGUCAUCAAAGAAAUCAAAAUCUGGUGGUAAAAGCAAAUCAGCAAGCAAAGGAAAAUACAGCAAAGAAAGCCCAGAGGAUGAAAGUAAAUCAACAAGUCAAGAAGAAACAGCAAGCAAAGAAAAGUCAUCUCAGAAAUCAAAAUCUGGUGGAAAAAGCAAAUCAGCAAGCAAAGGAAAGUACAGCAAAGAAAGCCCAGAGGAUGAAAGUAAAUCAGCAAGUAAAGAAGAAACAGCAAGCAAAGAAAAGUCAUCAAAGAAAUCAAAAUCUGGUGGUAAAAGCAAAUCAGCAAGCAAAGGAAAGGACAGCAAAGAAGGUUCAGAGAAUGAAAGUGGAUCAGCAAGUAUAGAAGAAACAGCAAGCAAAGAAAAGUCAUCAAAGAAAUCAAAAUCUGGUGGCAAAAGCAAAUCAGCAAGCAAAGGAAAGUACAGCAAAGAAAGCUCAGAGAAUGAAAGUAAAUCAGCAAGUAAAGAAGAAACAGCAAGCAUGAAAGAAAAGUCAUCAAAUAAAUCAAAAUCUGGCGGUAAAAGCAAAUCAGCAAGCAAAGGAAAGUACAGCAAAGAAAGCUCAGAGAAUGAAAGUGGAUCAGCAAGUAAAGAAGAAACAGCAAGCAAAGAAAAGUCAUCGAAGAAAUCAAAAUCUGGCGGUAAAAGCAAAUCAGCAAGCAAAGGAAAGUACAGCAAAGAAAGCCCAGGGAAUGAAAGUAAAUCAGCAAGUAAAGAGGAAAUAGCGAGCAAAGAAAAGUCAUCUCAGAAAUCAAAAUCUGGUGGUAAAAGCAAAUCAGCAAGCAAAGGAAAGUACAGCAAAGAGAGCCCAGAAGAUGAAAGUAAAUCAGCAAGUAAAGAAGAAACAGCAAGCAAAGAAAAGUCAUCUCAGAAAUCAAAAUCUGGUGGUAAAAGCAAAUCAGCAAGCAAAGGAAAGUACAGCAAAGAAAGCCCAGAGGAUGAAAGUAAAUCAGCAAGUAAAGAAGAAACAGCAAGCAAAGAAAAGUCAUCAAAGAAAUCAAAAUCUGGUGGUAAAAGCAAAUCAGCAAGCAAAGGAGAGUACAGCAAAGAAAGCUCAGAGAAUGAAAGUAAAUCAGCAAGUAAAGAAGAAACAGCAAGCAUGAAAGAAAAGUCAUCAAAUAAAUCAAAAUCUGGCGGUAAAAGCAAAUCAGCAAGCAAAGGAAAGUACAGCAAAGAAAGCUCAGAGAAUGAAAGUGGAUCAGCAAGUAAAGAAGAAACAGCAAGCAAAGAAAAGUCAUCGAAGAAAUCAAAAUCUGGCGGUAAAAGCAAAUCAGCAAGCAAAGGAAAGUACAGCAAAGAAAGCCCAGGGAAUGAAAGUAAAUCAGCAAGUAAAGAGGAAAUAGCGAGCAAAGAAAAGUCAUCUCAGAAAUCAAAAUCUGGUGGUAAAAGCAAAUCAGCAAGCAAAGGAAAGUACAGCAAAGAGAGCCCAGAAGAUGAAAGUAAAUCAGCAAGUAAAGAAGAAACAGCAAGCAAAGAAAAGUCAUCUCAGAAAUCAAAAUCUGGCGGUAAAAGCAAAUCAGCAAGUAAAGGUGAGUCCAGCAAAGAAAGCCCAGAGGAUGAAAGUAAAUCAGCAAGUAAAGAGGAAAUAGCGAGCAAAGAAAAGUCAUCUCAGAAAUCAAAAUCUGGCGGUAAAAGCAAAUCAGCAAGCAAAGGAGAGUACAACAAAGAAAGCCCAGAGAAUGAAAGUAAAUCAGCAAGUAUAGAAGAAACGGCGAGCAAAGAAAAGUCAUCAAAGAAAUCAAAAUCUGGCGGUAAAAGCAAAUCAGCAAGUAAAGAAAUCUCAGAAGAAGCAGGAUUCACACAACCAGUUGAUGCACAAGGAGAAUCCGCAUUUACAGGUGAUGCAAAAGGUGCUUCCAAUCUAACAGUUGAUGCACAAGGUGGUUCAGCACAAGGUGGUGCACAAGGUGGAUCUAAACUAACAGUUGAUGCACACGGAAGUUCCACACUAACAGGUGAUACACAAGGAGGAUCCAAUCUAACAGUUGAUGCACAAGGUGGUUCAGCACAAGGUGAUUCCACCUUAACGGAUGAUCCAGAAGGAGAAUAUUCGCAAACUGGUGAGGCUCAAGGGGGUUCCACACUAACAGGUGGUGCACAAGGUGGUUCCACACUAAAAGCUGAUGCACAAGGAGGAUCUCAACUAACAGUUGAUACGCAAGGAGGAUCCAAACCAAGAGGUGAUGCGCAAGGUGGUUCCACACUAAAAGCUGAUGCACAAGGAAGUUCCACACUAACAGGUGGUGCACAAGGUGGUUCCACACUAAAAGCUGGUGCACAAGGAGGUUCUACACUAACAGUUGAUGUUCAAGGAGAUACCACACUAACAGUUGAUACGCAAGGAAGUUCCAAACUAACAGGUGAUGAACAAGGAAGUUCCACACUAACAGGUGAUGACCAAGGAGAUACCACAUUAACAGUUGAUACGCAAGGAAGUACCACACUAACAGGUGAUGAACAAGGAAGUUCCACACUAACAGGGGAUGGACAAGGAAGUUCUACACUAACAGGUGAUGUACAAGGAGAUACCACACUAACAGUUGAUACGCAAGGAAGUUCCACACUAAAAGGUGAUGCACAAGGAGAUACCACACUAACAGUUGAUACGCAAGGAAGUUCCACACUAACAGGUGAUGAACAAGGAAGUUCCACACUAACAGGUGAUGACCAAGGAGAUACCACAUUAACAGUUGAUACGCAAGGAAGUACCACUCUAACAGGUGAUGAACAAGGAAGUUCCACACUAACAAGUGAUGCACAAGGAAGUUCUACACUAACAGGUGAUGCACAAGGGAGUUCCACACUAACAGGUGAUGCACAAGGAAGUUCCACACUAACAGGUGAUGCACAAGGAAGUUCCACACUAACAGAUGAUGCACAAGGAAGUUCCACACUAACAGGUGAUGCACAAGGAAGUUCCACACUAACAGGUGAUGGACAAGGUGAUUCCACACUAACAGUUGAUGCACAAGGAGAUACCACACUAACAGGCAUUGCGCAAGGAAGUUCCACACUAACAGGUGAUGCACAAGGAAGUUCCACACUAACAGGUGAUGCACAAGGAAGUUCCACACUAACAGGCGAUGCACAAGGUGGUUCCACACUAACAAGCGAUGCACACGGAAGUUCCACACUAACAGGUGAUGACCAAAGAGAUACCACACUAACAGUUGAUGACCAAGGAAGUUCCACACUAACAGGCGAUGAACAAGGUGAUUCCACACUAACAAGCGAUGCACAUGAAGGUUCCGAACUAACAGGUGAUGCACAAGGAAGUUCCACUCUAACAGGUGAUGUACAAGGAACUUCUACACUAACAGCUGAUGCUCAAGAAGGUUCUGAACUAAUGGUUGAUAUGCAAGGAAGUUCCAAACUGACAAGUGAUGCUGAAGGAGGUUAUACACCUACAACUUCCACACCUAAAACUGCUGCGCCAUUUACUGCUGUUACAUCUUCUUUUGCACCUGCGACUACAACUCCAAAAACUGCUGCUGCAACAACUGUAGCACCACCAACUACAGCUCCAAUAACCGCUGCUCUAACUACUGCAGCACCACCAACUGCAGUUCCAUUAACUACUGUUUCAUCAACUCCUGCACUCACAACUACUGCUCUAACAACUGCUGCUUCAAUAACUGCUGCUCCAACCACUGUACCAGCAACUACUCCUCCAAUAUCUGCUGCUUUAACAACUGCAGCAUCAUCAACUGCAGUUCCAUCAACUGCAGCUCCAUUAACUGAUAUAACAUCAACUGUACGAACAACUGCUGCUCCAAUAACUGCUGCUCCAACCACUGUACCAGCAACUACUCCUCCAAUAACUGCUGCUUCAACAACUGCAGCACCACCAACUACAGCUCCAAUAACUGCUGCUCCAACAACUGCAGCUCCAACAACUGCUGCUCCAAUAACUGCUGCUCCAACAACUGCAGCACCACCAACUGCAGCUCCAAUAACUGCUGCUCCAAUAACUGCUGCUCCAACAACUGCAGCACCACCAACUGCAGCUCCAAUAACUGCUGCUCCAAUAACUGCUGCUCCAACAACUGCAGCACCACCAACUGCAGCUCCAAUAACUGCUGCUCCAUCACCUGCUGCUCCAACAACUGCUGCUCCAAUAACUGCUGCUCCAACAACUGCAGCACCACCAACUGCUGCUCCAACAACUGCAGCACCACCAACUGCUGCUCCAAUAACUGCUGCUCCAAUAACUGCAGCUCCAAUAACUGCAGCUCCAUCACCUGUUGCACUAACAACUGUUGCUACAUCACCUUCUGUACCAAUCACUGCUGCUCCAACAACUGCUGCUCCAAUAACUGCUGCUCCAACAACUGCAGCACCACCAACUGCAGCUCCAAUAACUGCAGCUCCAUCACCUGUUGCACUAACAACUGCUGCUCCAACAACUGCUGCUCCAACAACUGCAGCACCACCAACUGCAGCUCCAAUAACUGCAGCUCCAUCACCUGCUGCUCCAACAACUGCUGCUCCAAUAACUGCUGCUCCAACAACUGCAGCACCACCAACUACAGCUCCAAUAACUGCUGCUCCAUCACCUGCUGCUCCAACAACUGCAGCACCACCAACUGCAGCUCCAAUAACUGCAGCUCCAUCACCUGCUGCUCCAACAACUGCUGCUCCAAUAACUGCUGCUCCAACAACUGCAGCACCACCAACUGCAGCUCCAAUAACUGCAGCUCCAUCACCUGUUGCACUAACAACUGUUGCUACAUCACCUUCUGUACCAAUCACUGCUGCUCCAACAACUGCAGCACCACCAACUGCAGCUCAAAUAACUGUUGCUCUUACUACUGCAGCACCACCAACUACAGCUCCAAUAACUGCUGCUCUAACUACUGCAGCACCACCAACUACAGCUCCAAUAACUGCUGUUACAUCAACUCCUGCACUCGAAACUACUGCUCUAACAACUAAAGCUCCAAUAACUGCAGCUCCAUCAACUGCUGCUCCAAUAACUGUUGCACCAACAACUGUUUCGCAAUUAAUUGCUGCUACAUCACCUUCUGCACCAAUCACUGCUGCUCCAACAACUGCAGCACCACCAACUGCAGCUCCAUCAACUGUUGCACCAACAGCAGCUGCGAAAUUAAUUACUGCGACAUCAACUUCUUCACCAAUCACUGCUGCUACAAUAACUGCUGCUCCAUCACUUGCUGCUCCAACAACUGCUGCAUCAAUAACUGCUGCUCCAUCAACUGUUGCACCAACAACUGCUGCACCAUUAAAUAAGGAGCUGGAACAAUCUCUUUUAUUGAUGCAGAUGUUUGGAUUUGGUCCCCCUGCAAACGCAGAUCUUAGUACUGCUGAAAGGCAACCUAGCGUUGAGACUGUCGCAGAGAGAACAACUGGUUCAGUAGCUCCGUCGACACAGACACCAACAUCCGGAACUGGUGAUAACAACCUUAACGGCGUUGCGGGAUUUGACAAGCAGAUAGGAAAUGAAGAUGAGAACGAAGCGGAAGAGCGAUUCGAUUCCCAAGUCCAAACAGAUAUCCCUACGUUGACUAUAGCUAUAACUAUUCCAGUUGUAGCACUAGUUGUUGGAGGGUGUGUGGUCUUCUUCCUGUUCGGGAGAAAGCGCCUUCGUCGUCGUCAACAGGUCGAUGAGGACCCCGACUGGAUGGAAAAAGAUUUGUUGAGUUAUGGGUCUCGCCCUAGUACUGCAUCAAGUGUAAAUUCACAAAGUUCUGAGAUGUUUAAGUUUCGUCCUGGGUCUGCGAUGACAACGGGACAUUGCUAACUAUUUCAUAAUCAGAACUCUCACGAUGCAACUAGAAUGAGUACAUCUUAAUUCUUAAUGACAUUUGGCUUAUAUACUAAGUAAGGAAUGAACAGUUGAAGAAAAUGAACACAUUCGUUUCUUCCUAAUUUUAUCUAAUAAUUCAGUACCCCCCUAUCACACUAAACUCGUUCUUACCCGUUCUUGCCAGUCCUACGAAAACGUCGUAAAACGGGCUCAAUCUGGCUGUGGUCGGGAAAUAUGUCUGAAAUAAUUAGCUUCUUCGUUCUUAAACAGUCUUCAAUACGUCCAUCUCGUUCGCAGUUCGUUCAGGUCGCACCACGUCGGUGUACAACGCCGUAGAACGCGUCCCUUAGUCUAGAAGGUCAUCAUGACCUGAUAACAGAACGGUAUGGUCGCCAUCGAAUUUUGAAUCGAUUCAAAAUUCUAAAAUCACAUUCCCGUCUGAGAACGUUCAUGAAGUUCGUAAAUAGACCUUAGAAAGUUGCAGCUACGUUCAUUCCGUUCGCACACAGUUUAGAACCAGUUUUGAAGAACGCAGUGGCAACUUGUUUGGUGUGAUAGCUAUAUUUUUGCUAACUCGUUCAUAAGCAGUGUUAAAUACGUUCUUAAUCAGUUUAAACCCGUUUGCAAUGAGUUCUACCUCGUUCUCAACACGUCCUCAGACAGUUCAACUCGUUGUUAAAACGUCCCUGGUAGGAUUGAAGUACGACGGUUCCGUUCGUAGUACGUCCAGCUCGUCGUUAGUACGUUGUCACUCGUUCUAAUUGUAGAACGUGACGACCACGAGAACAUUUUGAGCAUUGUCUAAGUUCUAGAGGACCUACCCGUUCGAGUACGUUCGAUGAAGUUUGUAAAUAGAUCCCAAACGGUUCUUAGUACGUCCAGUCCGUUCGUACACAGUUGAAGCCCGUUUUCGAGAACGUAGUGAGAACUAGUUUGGUGUGAUAGAAGGGUAAAUGGACAAAGCUUACAACACUAAAUUGAGUAACAAUAUAGUCAGAGGUGUUUUUUAUUAGUUUACUAAUUAUUGUUCUUUUAUAGCUAAAGUUACCAUAGCCGUAGGGACCGGGGGUUCGAUGGGUUCGGACGAACCCCCGGUCGGGAUUCCCCCCAAAAAUAUUUGUGGAAAAUUCAUUGCAAUAACCAAUUACAUAUAUUCAAUUUAUAUGACUAGUAGAUAAAAAUAGUAAAUUUACACUUCUCUCCAAAAGAUUGGCAACCUCAGGCACGGGGUGGGAUUGUUUAAUUUUGGGAAGACCCCGGAGCAUUAUGACAUUAUGCAAAGAAAAAAAAUCAAUAAAAAGCUGCUCCAUCUACAGUGAAAUAAACAAAUUGUCUUAAUACUGAUGAAAACACAUUUUCUUUCAAAUCUAUGCCCCUCCGUUUUGUUUUAUUUCAAACAAAAAAAUUCUUGCUAAGUCCCCGGGUCUGACAAGUCCUCAAAAGCAAAUAUUAAAUAAUAUAAACAUUUUGAAAUGAGUUAUUAUUAAAAGCAUAUGUAUCAUUUAUAAACACAAGUAUUUGAUCGAAUGGGUAUUUAUUAUCCAUCACUUUUUAAGGAAAAAUAAAUCGAUUGCGAAAAAAUCAGUUUUGCUUUUUCAGAUGCACGUUCAUCUCGGAGAUCAUUUUAAGAUUAAAAUGUUGCUGUUUCAGUGUAUUAAGUAUUUACUCUAUUUUCAAGAAUAUCAAACUUUAGUGGAUCGCGUUUAUGACAUUAAUUAUAAUAUGUUUCGCAAAUAAAUGGAUUAAGGGAGGCAAUUAGGUGAGUAUGUCUGUGUUACUAGAUACAAGUGUAAAAGGUACACACAUUACGUGCAGUGGAAAGUUCUGUCCAAUAAAAAGGUCAGAUGCAGUCAUCUUUUGCUGAGGAAAGCAAAGGCGUAAGGAGGAUUAUAUCAAAUAAGUCUAGAUUUAUU
This is a messenger RNA of Owenia fusiformis, 10556 nucleotides long. Lineage: Eukaryota; Metazoa; Annelida; Polychaeta; Sabellida; Oweniidae. The record is from the annotation of a GenBank genome assembly.